AUGCCGUAUGAUAGCGCCUCCGUCCCUGAGUGGACUCUCCUCAUGAAGAAAUGCACCUCCAGGAGAGUUCUUUCUUCGGACUUUCGAGACUACUCGAAGAUCAUGAUGCGCCGACACCCGAUCACCGCAAAGUCACUGGUCCGCAUUCUUCUGGAUGCGAGGCUGGAGUCGAACACCAUGUGGGAGCCACUGAUACCCCAAUACAUCGAUGUCUUGCAGAGACUGGGCUACCUGAAACUGCCUGAGAUCAUGAAGUUCCUUUUGCCGUAUUCGACUAUUCACUGCGAUACGCACCCCGCUGUGAAGCCGGAGAACGACGGCAAAGGCGUGAAGAGGAAAAGAAAGCCCUCAACUCUCAUGACCGAUAACAAGAUUAUUCAAAAUAUCAUCGCUGCUAUUUCCUUGAGCCGUGCGCCAAAGUCCACAUUAGAGGCGGUCGGAAUUAUAAGAGCCACUGCGGACUGGAUCUCUACGCUUCUUUCGUGGGAUCCUUACGGCGAUGAUCCAGAUGGUGUCAACUCCGGUGGGCUUUUAGGCCACCAGGAGGGUGCAUGCCUUUUUGGAAGUUUAGGCCUUCUGGUGGUUGCGUUGGCGGCAACAGAGAAAGGCAUAGGUGCACUGUCUUCUCUGUCUUUAAAGGAUCGAAAACUCGUUGGGGGAGCACUUACAUCUUACUCUUCUCUUUGUGCUGGGUACUCUCUCCCGUUGAAGAGCAGGCUCGAGGGAAUUCAGAAAGGCUUCAAUAUUUACCCGCAUGAUGGCGCCAAAAAAUCAGACGAAAUGAUUGGCGAUGUCGGCGUUGCGCUUCUACAGUUUGAAUCUAGCGUAGUCCAUAUUCCAACUAUAAGUUCUAGAGCUGGUCUCUACAUUUAUAUUAAUUCUUUACUGGCGGGGCGCCCAUUGUUUGAUGAUAUGAUGCUUCUUAACUACUUAAACAAUCGCUAUGGGGGAGAUCUCGUUUCUUUAGUUGAGGAACUUAUUACCGCUUCGUUUGAUGUUCUAUCAAAUGGGAUGUACCGAAAUGAAUCCAGCAAGACCAUGUUUCUAUUGAGAGCGUUUCUUGUCAACAAAUUACCCCCCUUUCUUGCAUAUGUGGUUGCCACAAUGGAGCCCAUAGAUGUGGAGCGGUGUAUUACCCAUGCUUUAGCCCGCGUCGAUCCAAAUACAUUCCCUUCAUUCUCAGCAACGUUUUCAAUGCCGGCAAAUUCAGUCCUUUCAGACGUUAGACAAGAAUUUCUGUUUUCUUGCGCUCUCCACAAGCUUAUUCCCGAGUCAAGCAUCGAGCGUUUAUUGGGCGAGAACCCAAUGCAAACACUGCCGGUCGGUGGCCAAUUCAUAAAGAACGACCUAAUCGCGCAAAUGAAUGCCAACCCAGAGCGUGCAGAGCAACUUCUAGGUGGAGUUGAAGCUAUGGAGGGAAAUGCUGGGGCUAUUGUUGAAGCUAUCACUGAAUUUAUGCAAAGUUUAUGCUUAAGAAAAGAAACGAUCACGCUGAAAAAUAUCUGCAACUCGCUAUCCCGCAGAUCUCAAGUGUUAGACAUAAUGCUUCUGUUCAAAAGCCCUAUUGCGAUAUUGGGGCCCCUCUGUUCACUGUUGGAUGCUUGGAAAUGGGAAGAAGACCACGGAGAAUGCCAGCCAGUUUAUGAUGAGUUUGGAAGUAUACUGCUGUUGGUCCUUGCUUUUAAGUAUAAAUAUAAUCUAACGCCGCUGGAGCUGGGAAUCAGCUCCUCUAACUCGUUUACACUACGGCUACUUGAGGGUGGUGCUUCCAGCCAGCGCCUUGAGGAUUUAACAGAUAGCCAGAAACAAAACCUCGGUGCCUGGAUUACCGCACUGUAUGUUGCAGAGGGAAUUAGUGACGAGUCGAUGUCCUCAUGCAGUCCACAGGAGUUUUACCUUCUCGUUGCUACUCUGUUCAGCCAAAGCCUGGCUGCAUGCCAGGUUGGGAAAUUAGAAUUUGAGACACUUAAGGGAGGGUUUGAAUUAGGAAAAGAUCUCUUGGAACCAUUCCUUCUGCCAGCACUGGUAAUGGCACUGAGUUGGCUUGGAAACCAUAUUUGGGAAUCUGAAAGUGACCUGGAUACCUCACUAAAAAUACUACACGGUCUUGUGCAACCAGCUUCUAUCUCCGGAGAGGCACAGGAAAUCCAUCGUACCGUAUUAUCGAUAACUUCGCGAGCAUUGGAGUCAACUCUAAAAGAUAUUUCGACGAGGCAUCCUUCUCGAACUGAUGUAAAGCCGAUUAUGGAUGUGCUCGAGCCUUAUCAGUCUUUUCAGCGAUCUGGUGCCACCCAACUACCCGAAUUGGAUACCUGGAGAGCCAAUCCAGCUGGGGGAGGUUUGGUGACUAGCAUUCGAAAUACCUUUUCUUCUCUCGUCUUAUGGAGCUCGGAUCCGGAAAUCAGCAUGGCUCCCCCUAGUUACACCCAUCGCCAGAUUCUGGCUGGAAUUGGGCAUGUCGGCUCGUAUAGGGUACUUCAAGGACUAAUUGACGAGCUAAAGCUGCAAUCAGAAACAGGAAGUGCAGAUCUGGCGUUCGACAUCGCGACAACGCUCAUUUGUGCUCCAACAGCGGAGUCCUUUUCAGCGGAGCAGAGUUUACAGCGAAACAUCAACGGCAACAAAUAUCAGUACAAAUAUCUAACCCUACGUGAUGCGCUUGCUUUACUUCGGGAAUCCCUGCCGAAAUUGAUCGAAUCAGACCCCCAUCGUGCAGAAUUGAUAGUACGCCUUCAACGUCGUGUGGAAACACUAUGUUCCAUGUCACAACUACCACCUGCAGGCGUUGACGUCGGCAGCAUUAUGGAAAAUAUCAACCUUGAAGCUGUUGGCGAAACCGCAGAUCCACAUGAUCAGCAGCAGCAGCAACAGCAACAACAGCCCAACGAGUCUGACGCAGCCAACAUUAUUGCAGCAGGAGGUGAUACCACCAAGAACCUCGAGGCCAUGCUCGACGCGGCAGUUGGCGAGUCAGCCGCCAACGAAGGGAUAGGGCAAGAUUUAUUUGCGACUGGGGUUGGAAAUGGGGAAACGGACCCGAUAGAUGAUGUGUUUGGAAUGAUGGACAUGGCGAAUCCGGAGUUCAUCGAUUUAGAUAUGGAAGGCAUGUUUUAG
Messenger RNA from Ophidiomyces ophidiicola, 3114 nucleotides. It is a transcript of the gene NUT1, whose product is annotated as mediator complex subunit. Gene Ontology annotation, biological process: regulation of transcription by RNA polymerase II. Gene Ontology annotation, cellular component: mediator complex. The transcript is spliced from 7 exons. Lineage: Eukaryota; Fungi; Ascomycota; Eurotiomycetes; Onygenales; Onygenaceae. The record is from RefSeq and is a predicted model, not a curated record. The coding region runs from base 1 to 3114 and encodes 1037 amino acids. Gene Ontology annotation, molecular function: transcription coregulator activity.